Messenger RNA from Brassica oleracea var. oleracea, 483 nucleotides. RefSeq lists its product as uncharacterized. The transcript has a single exon. The record is from RefSeq and is a predicted model, not a curated record. The coding region runs from base 1 to 483 and encodes 160 amino acids. Lineage: Eukaryota; Viridiplantae; Streptophyta; Magnoliopsida; Brassicales; Brassicaceae.
AUGGUUAAAAGCAGGGACAGAGGUACGAGUUACCCAUCGGUGUCAUUUUCGAUUGUAGCAAUUUACAAAGACAAAAUAUAUUGUGACAUUGUUCCGAUGGACCUUGGUCACUUGAUUUUUGGAAGACCUUGGCAGUAUGAUCGUGAGACAACCCAUGACGGGAAACGUAACUGCUGUCGUUUUGUCAUUGAUAAUCGCACAAUCACACUCUUGCCGAAGGACCCCUCUCUUCCAUCACCGGCGAGUCAAGCUACUUGUCCAGCACCUACUCAGCCGGUUGAGUCUUGCUCAAAACCUGCUUUGAUCUGUUCGGUUAGUGCAUUUGAGGAAGAGCUACGACAGACUGGUUUCGCUUUUGCUUUACUGUCCGUUUCAGACAGAGCCGUAAGUUCUCAGUCACAUAACAUGGCUUUUAGUCCACUCCUUGAAGAAUAUACAGAUGUGUUUCCAGACGACUUGCAAAAGGAGCUACCGCCGUUAUGA